CUCACUCUCUUUUUCCACACUUGGCACAUUUUCUCUCUUUCAACACAGGAGAAGAAACAUAGCCUUGAAAAAAAUGGCCGUUUCUUUCUCCUCUUUUCUCCACCACUUUCUCCUGAUUGUCACCCUCUUCUCCGCCGCCACCACGGCGUUCCCCGGCCACCGUACCCGCCGUGUCGCCUCUCAUAACUACAAAGACGCCCUCACUAAAUCUCUUAUUUUCUUUGAAGGCCAAAGGUCAGGCAGACUUCCACCCAACCAGAGGAUGACUUGGAGGAAAGACUCUGGUCUUUCUGAUGGUGCAGCCAUGAAAGUGGAUUUAGUAGGAGGGUACUAUGAUGCAGGGGAUAAUGUGAAAUUUGGGUUUCCAAUGGCUUUCACCACCACAAUGUUGUCAUGGAGUGUGCUUGAAUUUGGAGGCCUCAUGAAAUCUGAGUUGGGAAAUGCUAAAGAAGCCAUUUAUUGGGCUACUGAUUAUUUACUCAAAGCUACUGCAGAACCAGAUGUUAUAUAUGUUCAGGUUGGUGAUGCAACAAAGGAUCAUGCUUGCUGGGAGAGACCUGAGGAUAUGGACACUCCAAGAACAGUUAUAAAGAUUGACAGGAAUACCCCUGGAACAGAGGUGGCUGCAGAAACAGCUGCUGCUCUAGCUGCUGCUUCUUUGGUUUUUAGAAAGUCUGACCGCUCUUACUCUAAGCUUCUCCUUAACAGGGCCAUCAGGGUGUUUCAGUUUGCUGAUAAGUAUAGAGGUUCAUAUAGCAAUGGGCUUAAGAAUUUUGUCUGCCCUUAUUAUUGCUCUUAUUCUGGAUAUGAGGAUGAAUUGUUGUGGGGAGCAGCAUGGUUACAUAAAGCCACAAGAAGCCCAAAAUACUUAAAUUACAUUCAAGCCAAUGGCCAAACAUUAGGUGCUGGUGAGACUGAUAAUACUUUUGGGUGGGACAACAAGCAUGCUGGUGCCAGAAUUCUGUUAUCCAAGGCAUUUUUAGUCCAAAAGCUGCAAUCACUUCAUGACUACAAGGGUCAUGCUGAUAACUUCAUAUGUUCACUAAUUCCAGGAGCAUCCUCCUCACAAUCUCAAUACACCCCAGGUGGUCUUUUAUUCAAGAUGGAUGACUCAAAUAUGCAAUAUGUGACUUCUACUUCAUUCUUGCUAGUCACCUAUGCCAAGUACUUAACCCAAGCCAAAAAGGUAGUAAACUGUGGUGGCUCAAUUGUUACCCCAAAACGACUUCGGUCCAUCGCAAAAAAACAGGUUGACUACUUAUUGGGAGAUAAUCCAUUGAAGAUGUCUUACAUGGUUGGAUAUGGUGCAAGAUACCCACUAAGGAUUCACCACAGAGGAUCAUCUUUGCCUUCCAUUUCUGCACAUCCUGCUAAAAUCGAAUGUGGGUCGGGCUUUUCGAUCAUGCAUUCCAAUACCCCUAACCCGAACAUACUAAUCGGGGCAGUGGUCGGUGGACCGGACGAGCAUGACCACUUCCCAGAUGUCCGUUCGGAUUAUUUCCAAUCCGAACCGGCUACUUACAUCAACGCACCACUUGUUGGUGCGUUGUCUUACUUGGCUCACUCAUUUGGGCAACUUUAGAAGAUUAAUUGUUUGACUAAAUUUUAGAGUCUUGAUUUUACUACUAUUGUGGGGUUUAUUUGAGGUAAUGGAAAACCAAAAUUCCUCGAGCCCUGAGACUAAAAAUGCGAUACGCAUAUAUCUAUAUAUAUAACUAUAUAUAUUAUUAUUAUUAAGUGAGUCUUUUUUAUUUGCUUUAGCAUAGUUCAAUGCAAAUGUAAGACGUGCAAGAACCGGCGUUAUUAGUUUUAGCCGAAUGUAUUGGCAUGAAUGUUUUUAGAAAUUAUUAUUAUUGGAUUAUCCUAUUUUCUUCAAGAA
This is a messenger RNA of Erigeron canadensis, 1879 nucleotides long. Its product is annotated as endoglucanase 17. Gene Ontology annotation, biological process: carbohydrate metabolic process. The record is from RefSeq and is a predicted model, not a curated record. Gene Ontology annotation, molecular function: hydrolase activity, hydrolyzing O-glycosyl compounds. The transcript has 7 exons. The coding region runs from base 74 to 1582 and encodes 502 amino acids. Lineage: Eukaryota; Viridiplantae; Streptophyta; Magnoliopsida; Asterales; Asteraceae.